Vicia villosa (hairy vetch) is the source of this 1888-nucleotide messenger RNA. RefSeq names its product probable polygalacturonase. The transcript is spliced from 5 exons. Gene Ontology annotation, biological process: carbohydrate metabolic process. The coding region runs from base 223 to 1704 and encodes 493 amino acids. Gene Ontology annotation, molecular function: polygalacturonase activity. NCBI's taxonomy places the organism in Eukaryota, Viridiplantae, Streptophyta, Magnoliopsida, Fabales, Fabaceae. The record is from RefSeq and is a predicted model, not a curated record.
UUGUUCCAUCAUUAUCAUAGGAACCAACUUCAACUUUCAGUUCUUCAUUUUCAUCUCUCACUUCUUCUUCCCUUUCAAUUCACUCUUUCAACAACACAGAUCUUCCCUUAAUUCUCACUCAUUCUUCACCAACCUUAAUCUCACUCAAUCCUAUCCAUGAGUUUCCACCACCGACCCUUCUAAAUCCAUCUCCAUAUUUCCCAAAAAGCAAACCACUUUCUCAUGAUGGUGGAAACCUCAAUGCUAGGGCGGUUCCACCACCAAAGACUCGACUUCAAACGCUGCGUUCCGGCAUUCAUAACCUCACACAAGACGCUCUUCAUGAUUCUAUGGAUCGCCGCGUUUCUAUCGGUUUUCGUGUGGCAGAGAAGCACGGUGGUUGGUGGAGUUUUGUUUUUCGGCCGGGUUGCGGUGAGGCCGAUUCCGAUUAUGAGACCGGUGGCGUUCAAUUUGACGGAUUUUGGAGGCGUGGGUGAUGGGGUUACGCUGAAUACUGAGGCGUUUGAGAGAGGUGUUUCGGCUAUUUCGAAAUUGGGGAAGAAAGGUGGAGGGCAGCUUAAUGUUCCUCCUGGUCGUUGGCUCACUGCACCAUUUAAUCUUACCAGUCAUAUCACUUUGUUUCUAGCUGAAGAUGCUGUUAUUCUUGCCAUUGAUGAUGAAAAGUAUUGGCCACUAAUGCCUCCCUUGCCUUCAUACGGGUAUGGAAGGGAGCGUCCUGGGCCUCGAUAUGGCAGUUUGAUUCACGGUCAGAAUCUUAAAGAUGUUGUGAUAACAGGGCACAAUGGCACCAUAAAUGGACAAGGACAAGCAUGGUGGAAAAAAUUUCGCCAAAAACGUCUCAACUACACAAGGGGACCACUUGUUCAGAUCAUGUGGUCUAGUGACAUUGUAAUCACUAAUAUUACUUUACAAGACUCUCCGUUCUGGACGCUUCAUCCAUAUGAUUGCAAAAACAUUACAAUAAAAGGUGUUACAAUUUUGGCUCCUGUAAUUGAUGCUCCAAAUACCGACGGCAUAGAUCCUGAUUCUUGCGAGGAUAUGUUGAUAGAAGACUGUUACAUAAGUGUGGGAGAUGAUGCAAUUGCAAUAAAAAGUGGUUGGGAUCAGUAUGGAAUUGCUUAUGGAAGACCUUCCAUGAAUAUUAUGAUCCGAAACCUUGUUGUUCGCUCUAUGGUCAGUGCUGGUAUCUCAAUAGGCAGUGAGAUGUCUGGUGGGGUAUCCAACAUCACGGUAGAGAAUCUUCGCGUGUGGGAUUCAAGGCGUGGUGUGAGGAUAAAGACUGCACCUGGGCGAGGUGGAUACGUGCGACAAAUAACUUAUCGUAAUAUCACUUUUGAGAAUGUCCGUGUUGGAAUUGUGAUGAAGACAGAUUACAAUGAACACCCCGACGAUGGAUAUGACCCUACAGCACUUCCAGAUAUACGAGACAUUAGCUUCACAAGCAUCUACGGUCAUGGAGUUCGUGUGCCGGUACGUAUUCAUGGCAGCGAAGAGAUUCCCGUGAGAAACGUAACUUUUCGAGAAAUGUCAGUUGGGUUAACCUACAAGAAAAAACACAUCUUUCAGUGUGCAUUUGUACACGGACGCGUAAUAGGGACCAUUUUCCCCUCUCCAUGCGAGAACCUUGAUCGGUACAAUGAGCAAGGACAGCUUGUUAAACAUUCCAUGUCACAGAAUGUAACAGAUAUAGAUUAUGAUUUUUGAGGUGUCAUGUUCACUAAUUCCUGGCUUGUUCUUCCAAUUUACCCGGGCUUCAAGUUAUGUCUGUAUUAGAUUAUUUUUUUUUUCCUUUUGUAAUUUCCCUCUCCAUUUUAUAGCUUUCUGAAGUGGAGUUGUAAAUACGAAUAUUUUUUUCAGAUGCUUAUAAAAGUUUACUAUGUUACACAAA